Molecule: messenger RNA, 2091 nt
Organism: Coregonus clupeaformis (lake whitefish)
Lineage: Eukaryota; Metazoa; Chordata; Actinopteri; Salmoniformes; Salmonidae
Product: amine sulfotransferase-like
Exons: 7
Coding region: 448-1383 (311 amino acids)
Biological process (GO): sulfation
Cellular component (GO): cytoplasm
Molecular function (GO): sulfotransferase activity
Source: RefSeq, a predicted model, not a curated record
CCCGUUUCUCGUCGGUCAUAGGGGAUGUAAAAUAUGGCACAUUGCAUGGAGUAUGUAACGCUGUGUUUAAAAAGCGCAAAUCAAUCUGAACUCCACCCGCGCAUUAGCCUGGUCCUGGGGACUACGUUACAAAAAUUCCGUCCCUACUACUGCGUGCGCGAACGCGCUUAAAUUGUAUAGGGCAUCAGUAUUCCUCGGGCACGACAUGAAUAAAAACCCCCGCGGAAAUGUGUGUUUGUCUUCCGCGCAUAUUCUAUUGGGACAGUAGGUGAUAUUCGGGUGCGCAUUGCACACAGAGCGAAUUUGACUGCGCUCUGCCCGCUAUCCAUCAUAAACCCUUAUUUUUUAGGAUAGUUGUGAAUUGACUGCAAGAAACUCCCUGAAGCCAGAGGACCAAGGGAUUUUAAAGUUGCCUACACCGACUUUGGACUUUGACAUUGGCAGACGAUGACAACUUCCACCCGUGGAAUGACAGAUCCUCUGGAUUCCACUGAUCCCCAGGUUCUGGACUAUAUCCUGGUUCCUCACCGGAACUUCAACCUUAUCAAUGGGGUCCACUCUCCCGACGAGGUCGACCAGAUCCAGAACUGGGAGAUCCGAGACUCAGACAUAUUCGCAGUCACUUAUCCCAAGUCAGGGACGAUCUGGAUGCAGCAGAUUCUGACUCUGAUAGAAGCCAAAGGUGACGUCACUCCAACCACAGAGCAUCUCAACGCGCAGCGCGUCCCAUGGAUCGAGCUGAUUGGCGGUGAGAAGGAGUUUAAUGCCACUCCAUCCCCCAGGCUACGGGUCACCCACCUGCAGUACAAGUUCAUGCCGCUCGCCGUCAGACAAAAGAAGGGAAAGGUGAUCUAUGUGGCCAGAAACCCUAAGGAUGUUCUCGUGUCCUAUUACCACUUCCACAAAUAUGCAGCCAUGCUGGAGACGCCGAAGGACUUCAAUGAUUUCUUUGAGAAAUUCAUGGAAGGGAAAGUUUAUGGGAACUGUUGGUUUGAGCACAUCAAGACGUGGUACGCUAAAAGACACAACAUGAACUUCCUGUACAUCACAUAUGAAGACAUGAUCAAGGACCUGCGCUCCAUCGUGGAGAGGAUGUGCAGGUUUCUAGGGAAGGAUUUGACAGAGGAGCAGAUGGCCAGUGUGGUGGAACACAGCACCUUUAGAACCAUGAAACAGAACCUGCAGGCUAACUACAAGACGGUGCCAGACUCCCUGCUUGACCACAACAAGGGCACGUUUAUGAGGAAAGGGACCAUUGGGGACUGGAAGAACCAUUUCACCGUUGCACAGAGCGAGAGAUUUGACAGUGUCUUCCAGGAGAAGAUGCGGGACCUACCUCUCUCCUUUGCGUGGGACAUCAAUGACGUCAAUAGCGCCACGUGAUGACAUCAUAGUCACGUCUUGCAGGGAUUUUUGAAAUCCUUCGGCGGGCCCCCUAAGCAUUUUUUUGGGUGACCUAAGUCCAAACUGUGUAGAAAUAACUUUUUUUCGGGAUGGAAAAACGCUUUCAGUGUAAACUUAAAUGACUAAAGUAUGUAGAAAAUAUAAUGGAGCUGCAUAUUUUUUAUUAUACCACAUUAUUGUUGAAUACUUGUUUAUAAUGUACAGAACGUGGGCGUUUAUCCCUUACAUAAUAUAUUCUUUGAGAACUAACAAUCACCAAAAUAAAAGCUAGACAGUCAGGGAGAAUUGAAAAAUCCCCAAAACAAUUAAUUUAGCAGUACAGAUUUUAUGUUUGAGCAAAAGAACACAGCAUAAGCCAUGGCAAAAUACAUAGAAUUGCAGAAAAUGUGCUUUAAAACUGAAAAUGUUUCUCUCGGCUCCAUGGCAGAAUAUGUAGAAUCGCAGGAAAUGUGCUUUAAAACUGCAAAGAUGAGGGCCUCUGAAAUGUUCUCUAAAAUUCAGCCCCCUGCCACGCCCACCACCUAAGCCCCUUAUUGAUCCAGAAAAAAACCUACCUUAGAGUAACAAGUUACCCUAGAGUACUUAAUUAGCUAGUUAUAAGCAAUACUAAACAAAACUGUUUCAUGAGCUGAAAUAAAAGAUCCCAGAAAUGUUCCAUAUGUACAAAAAGCUUAUUUCUCUCAAAUG